This is a messenger RNA of Octopus sinensis (East Asian common octopus), 330 nucleotides long. RefSeq names its product eukaryotic translation initiation factor 5-like. Gene Ontology annotation, molecular function: protein binding. The coding region runs from base 1 to 330 and encodes 109 amino acids. Lineage: Eukaryota; Metazoa; Mollusca; Cephalopoda; Octopoda; Octopodidae. The transcript has a single exon. The record is from RefSeq and is a predicted model, not a curated record.
AUGGGUGAAAGUGCGCAUAUAAUCAAAGAAAUGUAUGACUGUGAUUUGUUGGAGGAGGAUGUUAUUGUGAAGUGGUAUGAUAGGGUUAGUGGUGAGGGUUAUUUGCAGUGUGUUAAGAAGGGGAAAUAUUUGGGACUGAUGAGGGUUGUUCAGCCAUUUAUUCAGUGGUUAAAAGACGCGGAAGAGGAAGAGAGUGAGGAUGAUGGAGCAGUCGUCAUAUCCUCCACUGGUGCUACGGGAAUUCAGAAUGUGCAAACUGAGGCACCGGUUGUACAGGAGCAUGAGCAGCAUGAAGAAUCGGAUGUCGAUAUUAAUAUUGACGAUAUCUAA